AUGGCUUCUUACGAAAUGUCGGAUGUACAACGUAAUCAUGUAGUCGUGGAACAACCGCCAAGCAUCAACAAUGUUUGUUGCGGCUUCGGUUCGAAAUACUAUGUUAUAUUAACCGAUGGAAGGAUUAUUCAACGAGAAGAGCAACGACGAUGCGGUUGUACAUGUGGACGCGUUGAUUCUAUGUUCUUUUUAUCCGAUAUCAGUGGCAUCACAGACAAAGCAGAAUGUCGAUGCCCUAGUCUGAACUGCGCCAGUUUAUUGUGUAUCCUGUUUUGUUGUCCAUGUUUGGUUCUUUGUGCGCUGUGCGAUUGCUCCAAUUGUAGAAGAGGUGUUCCCAUUACUCUGCGCGCGUUAACUGGUUCAGAAGUGUUCAUAUUCGAUCGUAGAUUAGUAUACAAUGCUUUAGCAGACAUUCCUAAUGCCGCACGACCUCAUAAGAUAACAUCACAACCAUCCCAAGCAUCCAUGUCUGUACACGGUGCACCCUAUCCGGCAGUACAAUAUCCAGCGUUUCGUCCAAACGUACCAGAUUACAAUGCAGCAUUUUAA
Adineta ricciae is the source of this 549-nucleotide messenger RNA. Lineage: Eukaryota; Metazoa; Rotifera; Eurotatoria; Adinetida; Adinetidae. The record is from the annotation of a GenBank genome assembly.